AAAUUUCUCAGAGGUUAGUGGAAGCUAGUCGUAGUCACCGGAAGAGGUGAUGAAAUCAUAGUGUGAGUGUAUAAAAUAGACAAGAUUUAUAUUUUUAGCAGUAGAUCUACUGCUGCUAUUCAAGUCCUUUCAAUCAAUGGCUGGCUUCCUUUCCAGUAUUCUCUUCUGUGUAGUCAUCAUAGCCACAGCAUGGAGUCGGCAACCAUUAAUUCGAGCUCCCUAUGGAUUGGCAAAAACUGGUAGUUUCAUCAUUGUCUUAAAAAAAAGGCUCAUCUGAAUCCAAGCUAGAAGAAGUGAUCACAAAGAUAAAGAAUCUUACAGACGAGGCACAGAUACAACGCUACACUGAGUUUAUCGAGAAGACUAUAACUGUGAAGAUUCCAAGAGAUACCCUUAGAAAGGUUCGUGAUUUUCCUGAAGUUGACCACAUUGAAGAAGAGGACAUGGCAUAUGGAUCGCAAAGUUCUGGAAAUGAAAAUGAAAAAACAGAUCCUAACUGGUUUUUGGAUCAUCUGAACGUGCCUGUUGAUCGAUAUGAGGAGGCAACUGUUGAUGUGUAUGUUCUGGACACAGGAAUUCAAUUUGAACAUUCAGAAUUUGAGAAUCGAGCCAAGUAUUCUGGUUACGAUCCGGUGGAUGAGUACCAGUACACCGUACUGAAAACACCUGAUUACAAGCCACAAAGGGGAAGAGACUGCAAUGGGCACGGAACUUUAGUGGCAAGUUUGAUCGGUGGAAAGACAUACGGUGUCGCAAAGACUGUAAAUCUUUUCAGUGUUCGAGUGCUUGGGUGUGACAGAACUGCACCUUGGAGUAUUGUUCUUGAUGGACUUAACUUUGUGGCAAGUGAGGCUUCUAAUAGCAGAAGGCCAGCUGUCAUCAUAAUGUCCCUAAGUGGUAGCGCGCAUGUUUCAGUAGACUCGUCUAUUGAAAUGAUAUUGAAGGAGAGAAAUAUUUUGGUGGUCACACCUGCUGGAAACUCGGUAAAACACAGAGAUGCUUGUGACCAUUCACCGGCACGAAAUCCUGGAGUUCUCACUGUUGGUGCUAUUGACCAAAAUAACAAGAUAACUCGAGACUCUAACUAUGGAGCUUGUGUUGAUAUCUUUGCUCCAGGAGAAAGUAUAACAGGAGCUGCACACACUUGUCCAACAUGCACAGUAGAUGGCGCCAGUGGUACCAGCCUUGCUGCUGCAUUAGUUUGUGGCAUAGCUGCUGUUCACCUUUCUCGUUCUCCGUUGAUUGACCCAUUGACUCUAAGACAGAAGCUCAUUGACAUUUCAUCUGUAGGUUUGAUCAACUUUACAUCGGAUUCUGAGGCAACUUCUCCAAACCGACUAGCUACUUUCGACGGAAAAGUCAUACUAAAGGCUGGAUUAUCAUCAGCUUCUCUACAGUCAACAAACUUUCCGAGCAUGUACCCAAACAGUCUCGAGUGCAAGUGGACAAUCGUUGCAAAUAAGGGACAAUAUAUUGAACUUACAUUUGAGUUUAUAAAACUGGAAGAAGACUAUGACUUUCUGACUAUCAAAUCUGGUUCCUCCAUCACACGUUUGACCGGUGAUUAUGGAGAGAUCAUGUGUGGAUAUGUAUCAAAUUCCAGUUAUCUUGAACUUUAUUUACACACUGAUGCCACAACUAGCUCUGUGGGAUUCAAAGCUGCUUACAUAGCUGUCAACGAGAGCUCGUCAGUUGAAGAGUGUGUGAAGCCUAUUGUGAAUGACAUAGUGCAGUUGGAUGUUCUGGGAGCAGGACAUCAGUUUGGCAAUAGGUUUUCAAUGAGCAAAGAUUGGAAAGAAUUCUUUGGUGGUCGCAGAUGUGGAAUGAACGUGGCUGUCCUUCAUGAAGAUUCCGGUGAAAUUGUUCUUCAAGAGAAUUACGAUAUUGAUACAGAUUAUAAGCGAGAACUAGAGCUAGCUAGAAGGAUUGAAAACAUAAGACCUGGUUCUAUAGUUGCAAUGACUACUUGUGGACAAGCAAUUUAUCUUACAUUACGUACAGAGCGAGCUAUCGCCACUCUUGGCUCUUCACUAAUACAGGACCUCUAUAACAAUGGUGGCACUUGGGCAAUGAUUGGUGUAAAAGGUUUCCAGCCAGGAAAAGCAAUUGAGAAGAUUAGCAGUACAUCAACGGUGGAACUAUCAACUCAAGUGAAGCUGCAGCCUUACCGUGAAGUUGGAGUACCUAUCUUCGUGCAGUCAACUGGAAUCAGGUUCAAUAACCAUGCGAAAAUAAUGAUUGACGAUGCUGAAAUAGAACUUCACCCUGAUAUAACCAACACCAGCGGACUUUAUGUUGUGACUGUACAUGAAAAAUCUGGUGAAGUGUUGGACAACAGGCUAUUCAAGACACACUUCGAAGCUUUAGCGUCAUCUCCAUUUAACGAUUUUGCUGAUUUCAUUAAUGCUGUACCCAAAGGUCGCAUUGUAGCUAUUGCUUCCAAUUUAGUGGACACCUUUGCUAAUCUAUCGGAAGAUGCAAAGCGUGCGUGUGAGAGUAUCGGUAGUCGACUCAUAAGACAAGUUGAAGUUGGAGGCUCUUGGGCUAUUGUUGGACGCAAAGGUGCUUCGAUAGGCACUGUUCCCGAGUCUGCUAGCAACUGUGCCGAUACACAAGCACUCUACUAUCUUCCCGUAACUAAAUUCAGUGCUGAUGAAUUGUGCUCAAUAUCUGUUACAACGUCCAGUUUUGUUUAUGGUGAUAAUAAAUGUUAUAAAGGCGGUGUUUCGUCAUAUUUAUCGGUAGGCGAUCAAGUACAUCCAUUCAAUAAGUCUACAUCUCGGGGAAUUACUUUGGCUAUUGUUAGCACAGAUUCCUGUACUAUUGACCAAGUUUACACAUUUGAUACUCACGAUUCAGAGACUGCAUCUCAGGAGUUAGUGUCUUUCCUUAAUGCAGUGAUAGAAGGCCAGCUAGUUGUAGCAACUAUUUAUGAUGAAGGCGCUAAUAAUCUGGAAAGAAAUGCCGAAAUUGCUCUUGAAAGCAUUGGAAGUGCAAUGAUACGAAAUGUGAAAUACAGAGAUGCCUGGGCCAUCAUUGGGAGGAAGGGAGCUACACUGGGCUCUGUUCCUGAGAUAUAUGAUAAAAACUCGGCAUCCAUCGGAUAUCAUGCAUAUCAAACUCCAUUUUUCAGAUUUGGACUGCCCAUUAUGGUACAAUCUGCAGGAACCACACAUGGUAAUUACGCAAAGAUACUCUCUCGAGGCCAGAUCGCAAAUGGUGGCAGCAGUACUACGGGACUAAACGUGAUUUUAUUGGAUGAAAAGUCAGGUCAGAUUUUAGAGAGCAGAAACUUCAAGACACAAACAGAUACCUCUGAUUCUGAAAACUUAGUGAACUUUAUCACCUCCCUUCCCGAUGGUCGCAUUGUUGCCAUGGCGAUAAAGGGAGACGCCAUUGCUCACCUCUCGGAAGAUGCAAAGCAUGCAUGUGAGAGUAUUGGUAGUCGACAUAUAAGACAAGUUGAAGUUGGAGGCUCCUGGGCUAUUGUUGGGCGCAAAGGUGCUUCGAUAGGCACUGUUCCUGAGUCAGCUAGCAACUGUGCAAAUGCACAAGCACUAUACUACCUUCCAAUCGAUACCAACACUAACGACUCUUGCAGAAUAUCUGUUACAACAUCUGGUUUUGUUAGCGGUGCUCGUGACUAUGAAUGCGAGCUUGGUGGUGUUUCAUCUUAUUUGUCAGUGGGUAGUCAAAUACACCCAUCUAGUGGACCCUUAACUCGAGGAAUUACUCUGGCUAUUGUUAACGAAGACGCAUGCUCAAUUGAUAAAGUUCAAACGUUUGAUACGUAUGGAUCAUUAAAUGGUUCUGAGAGUUUAGUGACCUUUCUCAGUGCUGUGACAGAAGGCCAGAUAGUGAUAGGAACAGUUUUUGAUGAAGCCAGCCAUCAGCUAAGCGAAUAUGCCAAGAUUGCUCUUGAAGGUAUUGGAAGUUCUCUGAUAAGAAAUGUGAGGCACAGAGAUGCCUGGGCCAUCAUAGGGAGGAAGGGGGCUGCGAAACGCUCUGUUCUGGAAACUCAUGAUCUGUAUACUGCAUCUAUUGGAUAUCACGCUCCAAGGCGUUUCUCAUCAGAAACAACUGACCGCGGUAAUUCAUGUGAUCGCGCACUUUACCUAAACUGUUAGGCUGCAAUAUUGAAACUUCCCUAAGUGGGGCUGAAUUGUACUACGAUUAAGCUUAGCUACAUUUCUGCAAGACUAGAUCCAGAUUUAAAUUUUGUUGGUGCCAAUUGAAAUGAUAUAUAAUUAUACAUACCAUGCAA
Halichondria panicea is the source of this 4264-nucleotide messenger RNA. RefSeq lists its product as uncharacterized. Lineage: Eukaryota; Metazoa; Porifera; Demospongiae; Suberitida; Halichondriidae. Gene Ontology annotation, biological process: proteolysis. The record is from RefSeq and is a predicted model, not a curated record. The coding region runs from base 444 to 4127 and encodes 1227 amino acids. The transcript has 5 exons. Gene Ontology annotation, molecular function: serine-type endopeptidase activity.